Nematolebias whitei (Rio pearlfish) is the source of this 1855-nucleotide messenger RNA. Its product is annotated as protein IWS1 homolog. Gene Ontology annotation, cellular component: nucleus. The record is from RefSeq and is a predicted model, not a curated record. Lineage: Eukaryota; Metazoa; Chordata; Actinopteri; Cyprinodontiformes; Rivulidae. Gene Ontology annotation, biological process: poly(A)+ mRNA export from nucleus.
AAUGCUUGCCUACACCAUUUUGCGUGUAGUUAGCUAACAGCAGCUAGCUGUUUGUGUAAUUUUCUUCGUUUGGCUGUAUUUUUGUUUGUUAGUUGGGUGAUUUUGUUUUUUUUGUGUUAACGGCUGUGAUAAUAAACCAGAGUAAACAAACCCAUCGGUUCUGACCCGGACUGUCUGUCUUCGUCUGAGCAAUGGACGGAGAAGAAGACGACUUCAUGUCCGGGACUCACUCCGACGAUGGAGGUGCCACGCCGGUUCAGGAUGAACACCCGCUGUCAGACGAGGAGGAGAUGAAGAUCAGCAGACGCCAUUCUGAGGACGAGGGCAGUAAUGACGAAGACUCCAACUUUAUGGAAACCGGUGGGGCAGCCAGCGACUCUGACGCAGAGGACCACCGCAGAGCUGACAGCGACUCAGACGGCGACUCAGACGGCGAGGCUCCAAGGGGCCAUGACAAUAAAAGUGACUCUGAGGCGGAGGCGCCACAGCCUGCCGACAGUGACGAUGACUCUCCGGUUAAACGAAGGAUGAGCACAUCAGACAAUGAUGAGGAAGAGGAGUCACCAGAGAAACCCAGAAUGAGCGGAUCGGACAACGAGGAGUCGUCUCCGGUCAGACAUGAACUGUCUGACACUGAGGUGAGAGAGGACUCAUCCCCGGUUAAACGCAGAGGAAGCAGCUCAGAGCUGGAGGACGAGGAGGAUGCGCCCAAAGCGGCUGCAGACAGCGACUCUGAGAGUGAGGAAAACAAACCUGUGGCGUCCCCCGACCACCGUUCUGACAGCGAUGCCGAUAAUGAGGAACCAAAACCUGCUGCGUCCCCGGAUCGCUGCUCUGACAGCGACUCUGAGAACGAGCGAACAAAACCUGCAGCGUCCCCGGAUCGCCGCUCCGACAGCGACUCUGAGAACGAGAAAAGGAAACCUGCGGCGUCCCCGGAUCACCGCUCCGACAGCGACUCUGAGAACGAGAAAAGAAAACCUGCGGCGUCCCCGGAUCGCCGCUCCGACAGCGACUCUGAGAAGGAGAAAACCAAACCUGCGACGUCUCGUGAUAGCGACUCUGAAAAUGAGGAUUCGAAACGUGCGGCGUCUCCUGACCGCCACUCUGGCAGCGACUCUGAUAAUGAGGAAUCCAAACCCGUGGCAUCGUCCAAACAACGUUCCGACAGCGACUCCGACUCAGGGACGCCUGCCAGACGCAAGGUGUCCCAGAUGGACUCUGACGAGGAGGAGAAACAGCAGGAGGGAGGAGGAGGAGGGAAGUGGAAGGGUGUGAUGCAGUCUGACAGUGAGGAGGAGGAGGAGGAGGAGGGAGGGCGACGGAGGAAGGCUGCAACUGGAAGUGAUGAAGAGGAGCGGCAGGAGGAAGAGGAGAAGCAGCAGAGAGACGACGACGACGAGAAGCCAGCUCAGGAGGUCAGACGCCUCGCAGAGACCUGGAGAAGCAGCUAACGGGAGAGGAGAAAGCUCUGAGACCUGGUGACCCAGGGUUCUGCGCUAGGGCCCGGGUCCCCAUGCCCUCCAACAAAGACUACGUGGUCCGGCCCAAAUGGAACGUUGAGGGAGACUCGAGUCGGGGUCCCAUGAAAAAGGGAAUGUCCCGGGUCGAUAAACAGAUGAGAAGAUUUGCAGACAUCCGGCGGCUGACGAAGACGGGUCACGCUGUGAAGAUCAGCGUGGAAGGCAACCGGAUGCCGCUCUGACUCCAUCUUUACUUUUUUAGGAUUUAUUAUUAUUUGUAAUGUUUUGUUCCCGAACAAAUCCCAGUUUUUCCCUCCUCAGGUUUUCAGCUCAGCCUCUUUCUGAAGGGCUUCUGUCAGAACGUGAUCGUUUGCUGUAAACUUCAUUAAACG